CGAAUUCGAACGUCCCUCCCAGUCGCUCAAUUUCCACACCGCAGCCUUCAUAAGUCUGCGAUUUCACCCGGUAUGGCGAAGAAGAGCAAGCUACUGGCUGCCCUAGAUGCCCACAAAGGGCGAGAUUAUCAGGCAGAAAAGAGGAAGGCGCAAGUGAAGGCUGCAGACAAGCGGAAAAGACAGAAGCUGGAGACCGCGAAGCAAGACGACGAUGGAGAGGAGCUGACGAACGGGAAAGAGAAAAAUGGAAGCGAACAGCCGCGUCUAGAUGACGAUUUUGCCGCAUUUGCAGAGGAGGACAACAGCGGAGACAAAACAGCAGAUGCAGAUGAUCAAAACGAGACCGCCGUCAAUGCAAUCAACGGUGGUGCCGCUCCCACGAUAUCACAGCCAGCCCAGCCCGUCGACGCCUCGGCUUCAGAAGCAGAAAAUGAAUCCGACGUGCCCGUCUCUGAUCUCGAGGACUCGGACCUAGAAGACACGAUCCCAUACCAAAAGAUGACCAUCAACAACGGUCCCGCCCUGCUCGCCGCUCGCAACCGUAUCUCCAUCAUUAAAACCCCCCGAUCCACGCCCUUUCACUAUCACAACUCCCUGAUAUCAGAUCUCCCGCCCACCUCACAAUCAGUCCCGGACCCGAACGACGACCUCACGCGUGAACUAGAAUUCUAUCGCAUCGCCCGAACAGCCGUCGUGACGGCGCGGGACCUGCUACUCUCCGAGAAGAUCCCCUUCUCCCGUCCCGCAGAUUACUUUGCGGAAAUGGUCAAGAGCGAUGAACACAUGGGCCGCGUGAAGCAGAAGAUGUAUGACGAGGCGGCGAACAAGAAAGCUGCAGAGGAGGCGCGCAAAUUGAGGGACGCCAAGAAAUUCGGAAAAGCGGUCCAGGUCGCCAAAGAGCAGGAGAGGGCGAAGGAGAAGAGAGACACGCUUGAGAAGAUCAAGGAGUUGAAGAGGAAACGCAAGGGCGCCGACACCGGCAAAGUGACCGAGGGCAACCUAGACGAUGACCUCUUCCAAAACAUCGACGUGGAGAAUCCGGCCGUGAAGGAUCGGUCAGGCCGUGACCGGGGUCCCGGCGGUGGCCCCAAUCCAAAGAGGCAGAAGCGCGAUCAGAAAUAUGGCUUUGGUGGUAAGAAACGGCACGCAAAAAGCGGUGAUGCUAUCAGCAGUGGCGAUCUGCGCGGAUUUUCUGCAGCCAGGAUGAAAGCCAAGGGCGGAAAGGUAAAAGCAAAGAGGCCCGGGAAGAGCAAGAGGGCGGCUGCUCGGUGAUACUUGAAAACAUGACACGACUUGCGGGAAGAACCAUGAAAGCGGAAAAGAACCGUUAACGCGGUUGAUUCUCUACGGAGAUACAAUGCUAUAUAAGAGCACAUGGGGUAUCACAAUCACACGGACAAAGACAAUGCGAAGACUCCCCAACCCAGCACAGCCAUCGGAUCCAGAACGCCUUCCCUAAAUGCUUGUGGUAAAGGUCCCAGGUUGCGCGCGUCAAACAACCCACUGCCCCAGGAAUGCUUGCAGAUGGCCCGUCUGAUGCUGCCGACCAACACGCUUAGCCUCUUGAGCAACCAAGUCGAGCAUUUCUUGUGCCUCCGGUCCAGGUGGUAGUUCAGGCAACGCGUCCGGAUCCGGAUGGCCAUUGAGCUGUCGACUGGGACUAUCUUCGCGACCGGGUCCCGAGUCUGCCAUAGCUUCUCUCAUCCUGCUGGGUGGCAGAAGGCCAACUUGCCGUCGAGCUACUGGUGAUGAAAUGGGAACGUCACUCAUCACUUCGUCGUCGUCCUCUUCCACGACGCCUCUUGCGCGCUUGUGCGAUUUGCUAGCCCCACUGGGACGAAGCACCGACUUCAUUCGGUGCCGCUGCGGUUUCCCACCGCCUGGUUUGCGAGGUGUCUUCAUCGUCUCAUCCGCUACCACGUCGGCAAGUGUGGCUUCCAACUCAUCGUAUAUUCUCCGGGUGGACCAAUUGAAUUUCUUUCGGAGCUUUGCUUCAUUCAUUAGUUUCAGUAAAGGUUCUGCUGAGCGCUCAAAAGCGGCCACUGCCUCUUCGUGCGAACCAUCGAACGCGGGAAGCUUUUGUAGCUCCGUGGCGGCCUCGUCAAUCCCACAGUGUCUCAUAUUGAAGUUGGCUGACUUUCGGAGGAUGUUCAGCAUAUCCCAUAUAGGCUUGGUCCAAUCAAUGGGCUCCGGCUUGGUUUCGGUCAC
Messenger RNA from Cladophialophora immunda, 2208 nucleotides. RefSeq lists its product as uncharacterized. Gene Ontology annotation, cellular component: preribosome, large subunit precursor; nucleolus; nuclear periphery. The record is from RefSeq and is a predicted model, not a curated record. Bases 73 to 1272 code for a protein of 399 amino acids. The transcript is spliced from 2 exons. NCBI's taxonomy places the organism in Eukaryota, Fungi, Ascomycota, Eurotiomycetes, Chaetothyriales, Herpotrichiellaceae. Gene Ontology annotation, biological process: rRNA processing; ribosomal large subunit biogenesis.